Molecule: messenger RNA, 2329 nt
Organism: Melitaea cinxia (Glanville fritillary)
Lineage: Eukaryota; Metazoa; Arthropoda; Insecta; Lepidoptera; Nymphalidae
Product: transcriptional repressor p66-alpha-like
Exons: 18
Coding region: 129-1991 (620 amino acids)
Biological process (GO): negative regulation of transcription by RNA polymerase II
Cellular component (GO): NuRD complex
Source: RefSeq, a predicted model, not a curated record
UUCAUCUAUCUACCUGGCUCUGCACUCCUACAAUGUGUAUUAUACAUUGCAUUAAAAAUCGCAUUUUUGGAUAGAUGUGUGUAAAAACUGUAAAAAAUUGUAAAUAAAUGUAUUCAAAGUGAAGUACAAUGGACGUAGACGAUUCAGCGGUGGACCUCAGCGUCAGAUCCUUGCCACCAGAACUGAGUGAGCUAAGAGCCUUAACAGCCAGUGGCCUGACUAUAACACCAGCCCAGCCACCUCCUCAUGGCGCAAGUGGUAAGAGAGUAUUGCGGCCACGAUCGGAGCAACGCAGUUAUGCCGAGAGUCCAGAUAUUGUCCUACUGCCUGCAGCACCACCGCAUCGCAAACCAUCACUGUCUGCUCCCGCACCAUUUACUGAUGUGAGUAGCAAGCUAAACACAACUGGUGUGAAUGUGUCCAUCACUGCGAGUGCGGUGCCCACACUUCCUCCGGAAUCUCCGCGCGAUCCUCAGGAUGAAGAAGACUCGGACGAUGAGAAUGAACCACCGUUGCCUAUUGUUGGACAUAGAGAGCUCUCGAGCGCGGAGAUAUGGGAGCGUGAGCGACGUUUACGAGCUCUGAGAGAAAAACUACGCGCUGAAGAGACGCGCCUCGUACUGCUGAGGAAGCUGCGCCAGUCGCAGAACGCGGCGCUGCUGCCGCCCGCCAAGGCUAGUGGAGCGUGCGCGGCGGGCGCGGCUCUAGCGGGCAGCGGCUGCGUGGUGCCGCCCGGGGUCACGGUCACCCCCGCGCCGCCGCCCGCGCACCAGCACAGCAAGGUGCGACCUGCAUCGCGCCGCACCACGUCCGCACUGCCCGGCGGCGCCACGCUCACACCCGGGCCCUACCGCUCGCAGGUAACUGUCGCCAGUAUCACUCCAUCGGUCACCAUCACUCCCGCUCCCCCGCCGGCCACACACUCCACACCUAAGACCAGUUCCCGAAGUUCUGAGGAAACGCAGACGCCGGCGCAGCGUCAGGCCGCAGCUAAACUUGCUCUGAGAAAACAGCUUGAGAAGACUCUGUUGCAGAUCCCGCCUCCAAAACCGCCGCCGCCUGAGAUGAACUUCAUCCCGUCUCCUAGCAACACGGACUUCGUGUAUCUCGUGGGGUUGGAACACGUUGUUGACUACCUCACUAAUGAAGAUCGCAUGCCGCGCUCCAGCGUGCCGGCCGUGUGCGCGCAGUGCGGCAGCGACUUCACGGCGGUGUGGCGCUGGGAGCGCGCGCCGGCGCGCCGCGCGGACGCCACCUUCGCGCCGCUGCCCGCCGCGCCGCACGCGCGCCGCCUGUGCGAGCUGUGCGUGUCCGGCAACGUGAAGCGCGCGCUCAAGGCCGAGCACACGGCGCGCCUCAAGACCGCCUUCGUGCGCGCGCUGCAGCAGGAGCAGGAAAUUGAGCGUCGCCUAGCGGCGCCAUCCCCCCCGCCCGCUCCGGCGCCCGCCCCGCCGCCCGCCCACGCGCACCACCACCACCGCGCGCCGCCGCCCGCGCGCCCCCGCCACACGACGCCCGCCCCCGCGCCGCCGCCCGCGAAGCCGCCCCCGCCACCCGCGCGCCACACGAGAGACGCGCCCGACCCACCCCCCAAGAAAGCAUCAUCUUCAAGCACCAGUAGUCAAGGAAGUAGCAGCAAGCAACAUCAGCAACUUGCUGCAGCGGCCGCAGCGCAAAUGGCGUUCGAGCAGCAGAGCGCCGCCGCCAUGCAGGCUCUGCAACACCAGUUGCUUCGAGGUCUGAGUGGAGCUGGCGGCGGCGCUGGCGUGUCGCCCGCCGCGGCGGCGGCCGCCAUGAUGCAGUUCUCUCCGCUGCUCUACACCUACCAGCUGGCCAUGGCGCAGGCCAGCGCGCUGGGCAAGCGCUCCGGCAAGGCGGGCGGCGGCGCGGCCAUGGCGGCCGAGAUGCAGCGCGUGGCGGAGGCGCAGCGCCAGUACCUGCUGGACAUGAUCCCCGGCCAGCACGCGCGCAACCCCUGGCCCAAGAACUGAGCGCGCGCCGCGCGCCGGUCGGUUAGGAGUUUUAACGAAGAAAAAAAAACUUAGAAUAAGAAGAGCAUUUUUAAUAUUUACUUUACAGUAUGCUAGGAGUAAUGAGUACGAAGGAUAGUUGUAACGUAUUCUUAAUGUUUUACGAUCAGAUACUUGGGGUUUGGUUUUAAGCGAGCUAGAUGUAUGAAAUAAUUUUUUGACGUUAAUUAAUUAAAGCACAAGAAAUACGUAAUUUUAGCAGAUCUUAAUAUAAGAUUAAUUGUAAUUUGUAGUGUAAAAGAUCAAUUUCGUUUUAUAUCUGAAUUUUUAAGUACUUCAAUAAAUAUUGUACGUAUCAA